This is a messenger RNA of Prosopis cineraria, 2096 nucleotides long. RefSeq lists its product as uncharacterized. NCBI's taxonomy places the organism in Eukaryota, Viridiplantae, Streptophyta, Magnoliopsida, Fabales, Fabaceae. The record is from RefSeq and is a predicted model, not a curated record. The transcript has 7 exons. Bases 339 to 1760 code for a protein of 473 amino acids.
UUCUCUGAUCCCACCUGCUCGCCCAGCCUCUGUCAUUCUCUCUCUCGCAAAUCGCGUUUCUUUCAUUUCUCUGAUCCCACCUGCUCGCCCAGCCUCUGUCAUUCUCUCUCUCUCUCUCAAGUCUCAAUUCUAAUCGUCCCUGCCGCGGCAAUUUAAUCUUCUCUCUCACUUGUUACAGUUCCUGAUUUGCUUCUGCUACUGAUUCCGUUAUUCCAGCUCGUCCGUGAACUUGAAUUUUUAUGCUUGUCUUGGUUAAGAGCUAGCUCUUUUCUUCAAUUCGUUCAGCGAUUACUUCCGACUUUUUAUGGGUAGGUUGUGACUUCUUUGGAUAAGGCGAAAUGUCAGUGGAGAGGUCGUUCGAGGCAUGGGAGGAGGUCCAGCGGCACGGCCACGAUCUGGCCGAUCGCCUUGCGCAGGGUUUUUCUGGAUUGAUUCAGUCUCACAUGAGCCCUCCACCUUUCACGUGGCCUACUCCUCCGAAAUCGAAACUCUUUGAUCUGGAAUUCCCGACCCAGAAUUUUGGGAAGAGGGAUUUCGGAUUAGCGACGGAGAAUUAUGGAAUCGAUGGGGUUUCGGCGAUAUUUGAUAUCGGUAGCAGGAUUGGGCAAGCUGGAGCGGACUUUGGUGCGAGCUUGAAUGGGUUAGUUCAGCAAUUUUUCAGGUCGCUGCCAAUACCGUUUAAGCAGGAGGACACGGUGAUGGCUUCCACACGGAUGGAAGGAGAUAAAGGUAGGCUGACAGCUGAUGCCGGGAUUAAUAUGCAGGAAGAUUUGGGAUCUCUGAGUGAAAGGUUGAAAAAUUAUGGGUUUGCUGAAAAUGAUGCUGUUGCUGGUGGAUCGAUGGAUGAAGAAAUUGGCGGCUUCAACCUUAGUUCGGCUGGUCUUCUGGGGAAAAGACAGGGAGUCAUAAAUGUUUCAUCAACUUAUGAUAGUAGAACUCAAGAGGUAGAAGGUUCUUUAGUUGCAAGGGGAGAUUUAUGGAGAGUGGAGGCAUCUCAUGGCAGUUCUACAUCAGGAAAUGAAAAUUCGUCUCUUUUCCUUGUCCAGCUUGGACCUUUACUCCUUGUCCGUGAUUCAACUCUCCUUUUGCCUGUCCAUCUGUCCAAGCAACACUUGCUUUGGUAUGGCUAUGACAGAAAGAACGGAAUGCAUUCUCUUUGCCCAGCAGUGUGGUCAAAACACAGAAGGUGGCUGUUGAUGUCCAUGCUAUGCCUCAAUCCCUUGGCUUGUUCAUUUGUGGAUCUUCAAUUUCCUAACGGACAGUUGACCUAUGUAUCUGGGGAGGGUCUAAAUACUAGUGCUUUCCUUCCUAUUUGUGGGGGUCUUCUACAAGCUCACGGUCAAUAUCCAGGAGAAAUGAGAUUCAGCUUUUCAUGCAAGAAUAAGUGGGGAACAAGAAUUACACCAAUGGUUCAAUGGCCUGAUAAGUCAUUUUCCUUUGCUGUUGCUCAGGCCUUGGCCUGGCAGAGAUCUGGUCUCAUGGUGAGGCCAACUAUUCAAUUCAGUGUGUGUCCCACUUUUGGUGGAAGCAAUCCUGGGCUGCGGGCCGAACUCAUUCAUUCCAUCAAGGAGAAGCUGAAUUUAAUAUUUGGAUGUGCCUUCAUGACGUAUCCUUCUGCCUUUGCAUCAAUAUCCAUUGGAAGAUCGAAGUGGAAUGGAAAUGUAGGAAGCUCGGGUCUGGUUCUGAGAGUUGAUGCUCCUCUAUCCAAUGUUGGGCGACCAUCUUUCUCUGUUCAGAUAAAUAGCGGAAUUGAAUUUUAGAGGGCUUCCAGUGUUGGGCACCAACUUUUCCAUGAACUAAGAGAAGUGUAUAUAGAUUUAGUUAACAGGUACUUGCAAGUGCAAGGUUUUUUGGUUGGGAGCUGCUCAUAGCAACGAUACCGUCUUCAUGUGAAUAGAAAAAUCUUGACCUGAAAUUGUUAUCAACUUCAAAAUCGCGUCUUGGGGUGCGUGGUGUGUGCUUACUAAUGAAAGGUUCCCUCUUUGUUGAGCAGCGACUUGAGUUCCGUGAAUUGUUUGUUAUUCGUUGUUGUUGUUUGCUCUUCUAUAGCUUUGUAAUCCAAGGUUUGCGUAUGGAAACAUCUUACUUUGGAAGAA